Messenger RNA from Xyrauchen texanus (razorback sucker), 5087 nucleotides. It is a transcript of the gene b4galt5, whose product is annotated as UDP-Gal:betaGlcNAc beta 1,4- galactosyltransferase, polypeptide 5. Gene Ontology annotation, biological process: carbohydrate metabolic process; glycoprotein biosynthetic process. Gene Ontology annotation, molecular function: UDP-galactose:glucosylceramide beta-1,4-galactosyltransferase activity. The record is from RefSeq and is a predicted model, not a curated record. Bases 298 to 1443 code for a protein of 381 amino acids. Lineage: Eukaryota; Metazoa; Chordata; Actinopteri; Cypriniformes; Catostomidae. The transcript is spliced from 9 exons.
UGCAUAUUACCUUUAUAAGAGCCUAACCCGCAGACCCAUGAGCUUCCAUUAAUUACCAGCGCAUAGGAGAGUGUAUCUGUGUGUGUCAGUGUGAGUGUGUUGCUGACCAGUACAUACAGAUACACAUUAUGUGGAUGAUGCGACUCCACUAGGACGUGGGAACCUUCUCGAGUGGAGUAGACUUCGGGAUCGGACUUGAUUCGGAGUGUUUGCUGUCGUGGAUCCCCCAUCUGCGGCUAUUGACGGGAUAUAUCUGUAGCCCUAUAGAAUAAUAUCUACGUCUGUAUAUUGUAUAUAAUGCCGACACAUCUGAGAUUUCGCAAAAGGUCAUUUCUCGGACUCUUGUUCCUCUUCUCACUGUCCACAUCUGCGCUCUACUUCAUUUAUUCAGCACCUGGCAUAGUUAAUGAAUACCUUUUUAUGGCUCAAGCCCGCGGCAUUCAGAUCCGUGAAAAUGUGAGGAAUAUCGGUGCACAAGUUAUCGAGCAGGUGGUGCGCAGCGCUUACAACAUCAACGGCACAGACUACACGUAUGAGUUUAAUUUGAGCGAGACAGAUGUGCCCACCACUCCAUUCCUCCCCGAGGACUUUACGUACAUGCCAGAUCAGGUCUGCCCCGAGAAACUGCCCACCAUGAAGGGUCGUGUGAAGGUGAACAUGAGUGAAAUCCUUCUAGAGGACAUGGAGAAGCUGCUGAAGGAGGCCGAGCCCAGUCUGACCCGCGGAGGCCAUUGGAAACCCCACGACUGCCUUCCACGCUGGAAGGUGGCCAUUUUGGUUCCCUUCAGAAAUCGUCAUGAGCACCUGCCCAUACUCUUCCGUCACCUGAUCCCAGUGCUGCAGAGACAGAGACUGCAGUUUGCCUUCUACGUCAUUGAACAGGCUGGGAAUGAAGCAUUUAAUCGUGCUAUGCUGUUUAACAUCGGAUUUAAAGAGGCCAUGAAGGACUUCAACUGGGAUUGCGUAAUAUUCCACGACGUUGACCACCUUCUGGAAAAUGAUCGUAACUACUAUGGCUGUGGUGAAAUGCCAAGACACUUUGCGGUCAAACUCAACAAGUACUCAUACAUGCUUCCUUAUGAGGAGUUCUUUGGUGGUGUCAGUGGACUCACUGUGGAACAGUUUCGAAAGAUUAACGGUUUUCCCAAUGGAUUCUGGGGCUGGGGAGGCGAGGAUGACGACCUUUGGAACAGGGUUCAGUUUGCCGGCUACAAAGUGAGUCGACCGCCUGGAGAACUUGGCCGUUAUAAGUCCAUACCGCACCACCAUCGAGGGGAAGUCCAGUUUCUGGGAAGAUACAAGUUGCUCCGCAGAUCCAAGGAGAGACAGAGAGUGGAUGGCUUGAAUAACUUGAAUUAUUACCCUCUAUUGUCUCGGAUGAGUCUCUACACUAAUGUUUCUGUGAUCCUCAAUCGAGAUCUAGCACCUGUCAUGGACUACUGACCUCAUUCAAGGGACUAUGCAAGGGAGGUGCUCAUAGUCUCUUACUAGCAUAGCCACAUGCUAAAGCACCAUUUUUAGCCUUAUUUUAUUUAUUUUUUUAACGAAAGAGAGAGCUGGGAAUUGCCAUAGCUCCUCAAAGCAAGUUUUUUUUUCCAUAAUUGUUUUUAUUUAAACAUUUUCUACAAUUUUUUUUAUAUUACUCCACAUUUCAUUACAUUUUUGCUUUUUGUGAAUCUAUCAUUUUCCUUUGAUAUGCUUUCAUUGUUCACCUACCAUAUAAAUGAUGCAUUCUGAGAAUCUAAAACCCUUACCACUGGUUUCCCUUUGACUGACCAAUCAGAUCCAAUGUGGGCUUGUCUUCUAAUCAGACUCCGGCAGGGGGGGCGGAGUCGCAUGUUUACAGCAUGUGUGAUAAAAGCUAGGGAACAAGUUAAUAUACUGAACGACUUUAGAAUAGCCAUCGCAGAAGCUUGUGCCAGAAACAAACACAGCUGGUUCUGUGUUUUAGAAUAGAAACAAAUAAUUGCAGAUGAAACUAAUUAUGAAAUAUACAAUAAAAAAAGCAUGCACUGACACUUAGAUACUACUAACAUCACUAGUUGGGAGAGUGCGUGUGAGUGAUUUAGUGCUCAUGAAACAUUAUGACAUCAGCACCAUGUUCGGAUUGCAAUGCUAACUUACUGCUCACUGAAAACUGAAAUUCUGGUUAAUUCGUCACCGUGGAAAUUGCUAUUCCAAACAUAAUGUAGCCUAACUCUAUACUUUAAAGGAAACGUUUUUCAUAGGACCUAGACUAAGGCCAGGUUACUUGAUGGAUUAAUAAUGUGAUAUCCAUUCAAGCUGUAUGUGUGUGGGUCUGUUGAUGGCUUAAUACACUGGGCUCUCUUUCAAACAAGCAUUUUGAAGCUUGUGUUUGCAGAGGGAUUUUUUUUCUUCAUUAGUUUCCAUAUUAGGAGUGUUACCCAUGCCCUGCCCAUCUCAGUCAAAUGAGUGUACUUUGCAUUUAAGCAAUAUGCUGCUGCCUCUCUAUUGUAAAAUGUGUGUGUAGUCACCUUUGGGUAUUAACAAAAGGCACUGAUGAUAUAGAAAUAUUGUGUGUGUGUGUGUGUGUGUGUGUGUGUGUGUGUGUGUGUGUGUGUGUGUGUGUGUGUGUGUGUGUGUGUGUUAUAAAACUUGAUUCCAACUAACUACGGUCAUAAUUGCCGUUGUAUAAUUCCGAGCGUGGUGUGAUGUCUGAAGUUGAUUUGGACAAACCAAAUGGUUUACAGACAACUCACUACAAACCGCUCACUGGGCCUUAUUCAUGAAACAUGAGCUUUUGGUGAAAAUUGCUCGCAAACCAUUUCUUUGUAAAGUGAUGCAUUGAUGUGACAGUCUACUUUAAUUAAACACAAGCAGAAAUAAUUUGUCUAUAUAAUUUGUAAAGCCAUUGUUUAGCAAAUUACCACAAUGAUGCAACAGUUUAAAUUUAUGAAACAUGCGCAGAACAAAUUUCUGUGUAAAUCGUUCAAAAAACCAUUGAUGCAUUGAUGUAAAAAUAUGCAUUCAUGAAACCCAAGCUGAAUGAAUUGCUGACAAAAAAUGUUCUAUAAACCAUUCACAAAAAAUUUACGUAACAAUUUUUGUCCAUGAAACCCAAGCAGAGUGAAUUUCUGUCUAAAUAAUUUGUAAAACCAUCCUCACAUAAAUUGUUGCAUCAGUACGAUAAAGCGCAAAUUAUUAACAGUUUAUGCUCAUGAAACUCAUGCAGAACGAAUUUCCAUGUAAAUCGCUCAUAAAACCAUGCUUCAUAUUUGACACAUUUAUGUAAAAAAUUGCUCACAUGAAACGCUGCCCUUACGAAAUCGAGAGUGCAUGGCAAAUUUGCCAAAGGUUUGAUGCAGGUUCACCACUACUGGUGAAGAGCUGCAAACUUAGAAUGGUUUUUCGAACAGUUUACGCCGUGCUUCAUUCUGCUCGUAUUUCACGAAUAAGGCCCUUUGUGUUUUUACCAUGCGCUUAUUAUCGUUACACACAAUUUUAUGUCGCCUUGAGUGUGUACGAAUGUGACUGUGAAAGUGUAUGUUCAUCAAACCACAGAGGCUGGCCCUCGUAUUUAUUCAGUCUUUUAUGAACAUGUUUGUUUUUUAGAUAAUCUUUCCUAUUUCUGUCAUUUGUUUUUCAGUAACUGGGAUUAUUUUGAAGGAAACAGAUUAACAAUAAGAACAAUGAUGUACAAGCACUGAAUUUGUUUCUCAUGACAUAUAAUGUGAGGUUGAUCACGUUUGUUGCUGUUAAACCGAAUGGGCUGCAUUUUUGCAUGAUGGCACAAGAGAAUGAGACACUUAGAGAGACGAUUUUUAAACGAUCCCAUCCCGGUAACUAAUGGUGCUGAUGUUACAGAUAUUAGUAUUGUGCUGCCGCAGUACUUUUGUCUUGUAGCAGAUAAUUAUACAAGAUUUAGAUAAAUUAUACUCUGCUGCAUUGAUGUGACAUUCUGAUCAGAGUAAUCGGUCCAUGUAGCAGGUCAAUUGGGAGUGUUUUGUGGGAAAUGCGGACAGAGCAGAUCGCUGUCUCUGUAAAGUCUGAUUGCCUCGGACACCAAUGGAUUUUUGUGCCAAUGUUUGGGGUCUUUAUUAACUCAUGAUUAUAAUUUGUGUUUGAAUUCUCUUAAGUCCAAAUUCUAAUACUAAUGCUGGUGUUUGUAUGCUCAUGUAAAUACCUCAAUCAAACUGUACUGUAUUGUGGCUCAAGUUGACCUAUCACUUGGUAGAAGAUACCAAUGAGCAAUACAUUAGCAUUCCUUUUCAAUUUUUUGAGGAUCAUAUGAAUAGUGGAAGGAAGAUUCAAGUUUGCAAUGUAAUUCAAUACUGGCUCUGAAUCAGAUGUAAAACCAGCUUGCGUCCAUACUGUAGGAAAACACAGCUGCGGACCCCAUCAUUGGCACACUGCAAUCCACUAUAUAACCCAUUCUGCUCCAGCUGAAAUGAUAGGGAUACUUCCCUUGAACAGCUGGCUGCCUUAAAACCUCUUAAUUUAUUCAAUAUUUAAUCAUGUUUUUUUUUUUUUUUAUAAACAAAUACAUUUAAAAAUGUUAAUGUGUUUAUUCACCUGUACAUAUUGUGUAGUGUGUUUUGGAGCAAAAACAAAAAAUAUCAUAUUAGUAAUUGCAAAAGUUGACUUACUAUAUAUAUAAAAAAAAGUCCUUUAUUAAUUUGGUGCAUUUACCUCAAUGCCAUGAGCUGUACGAGCUGUGUUUAACUAUUUAAUCAUGACUGGCCUUAAAUUCUGUUUGUAGGAUCAUUUGUCAUGAUAAAGAUGCUUCUCUGUGACAUAUCAUAUUAAGUUCUCAUUAGAAAAUGUUUUGUCUGCCAACAACGUUGUAAAAUUUCUUCCUUAGACAACCAGACCUGUACAAUAAUCUCCAAACAAGACAUUCAGUUUGAUCUUUGUAUAAAACCAAGACAAUUGAAAUGUUUUGAGAAAAGAAAAUAUUAUAUUAAGGAGAUCUGGUCUCCUUGAAAUGAAGCCAUCUGCCACUCGUACAAUAUUUCUGGGCCUUAGUGUUUGUGCAAAUUAACAUAUCUUUGAGUAGAAGCACUUUGUUUUUCUAUUAUUGUUGUUGAAAUGUCUGAAGUACACCAAUAAAAAAACUUUAAGCAAUA